Molecule: messenger RNA, 4726 nt
Organism: Belonocnema kinseyi
Lineage: Eukaryota; Metazoa; Arthropoda; Insecta; Hymenoptera; Cynipidae
Gene: IntS3
Product: integrator complex subunit 3
Exons: 10
Coding region: 125-3361 (1078 amino acids)
Cellular component (GO): cytoplasm
Source: RefSeq, a predicted model, not a curated record
UCGAGCGAGGUCCGAGGAUCGGACGAGAGAGACAAGACAGAGUGAGAUAGGUGCAGUGCCAGGAAGACGAUUACGAUGCACGCUCACGGCUGAAGGCUCGAAAACCGUUGGUUUUCACAAAAAUAUGGAACAAGCCAAACCGACGCUGCUCUGCAGCUCUGCUGUGGAGAAUAAGGACGACCUGGAAGAGAAAUUCGAAAAAUGCUAUACCAUACUCCAAAACCUGACUGCAGGGUUGUCAGAGAAGGAAGCGCACGAUACUCUGAACAAAGCCGUCUGCAAGGAGAAGACUUACGAGGAGGUUUCGCUUGGACUCUUGGUUGUGAUUCUCUCGGAGCCUCAGGAAGCAGCCAAAAGUUACAGGGAUUUGAACCUAAUUUCCAAGGAUGGAUUAGCCAUCGUUUUAACCAACCUUAAUACACUAGUAUUGGACCGAUACCUCCGAUUUAAUGAUGUGACCCGAACUCAGUUGCUUUGGUUAUUGCGGGAGAUGAUAAGGACUAGUGUUGCUAGUGUGGACAGUCUUUGUUUAAGUUUAUUGAGGCACGCGGCCGGCGGGGACACCUCUCCCCGAAAUUUGUUUCUCGUCGAUGCCCUUUUGAAUAUUUUUCAGGAGAACAGGCCCUGGCUGGACAAAUUCCCUAUUUUAACGGCAUCCGUUGUUUACACCUACCUGCGGUUAAUUGAGGACCACAGUGCUGCCCAUUUAGCAACUCUUAAGCAGCGGGAAGUCACCUUCCUAGUGAACAUCAUUCGAGAGAGAUUUGUUGACUGUUUAGUUAUUGGGAGGGACUUUGUACGCUUAUUGCAAAAUGUGGCAAGGAUACCAGAGUUCGAGAUCCUGUGGAAAGAAUUGCUUCUCAAUCCAAAGUCGCUUUGUCCAAAUUUCACAGGAGUAGUGCAACUUUUACAAACGAGGACAUCCCGGAGAUUUUUGCAGUCUCGUCUCACACCUGACAUGGAGAGGAAACUCGUCUUCCUGACAAGUCAGGUGCGAUUCGGAAACCACAAACGUUACCAGGAUUGGUUUCAGAGGCAGUAUCUCGCUACACCCGAAUCUCAGUCCCUCAGAUGCGACCUCAUACGCUUUAUAGUAGGCGUUAUUCAUCCCUCAAAUGAGCUUCUGUGUUCGGACAUCAUUCCCCGAUGGGCGGUGAUAGGUUGGCUCUUCACGACCUGCACUUCCACUGUAGCAGCCAGCAAUACCAAAUUGGCUUUAUUUUACGACUGGCUGUUCUUCGACCCUGAGAAGGAUAAUAUCAUGAACAUCGAACCCGCGAUUCUUGUCAUGCACAAUUCGAUGAGAUCGCAUCCAGCAGUCACUGCCACUCUUCUCGACUUUCUAUGUAGGAUAAUACCAAACUUCUAUCCAGCAUUUACGGAGAGAGUACGGAGUGGGAUAUUCUCCUCCCUGCGGCAAAUCUUGGAAAAGAGAGUUUUGCCUAGCUUGUAUCCACUUUUCGAUAGCCCCAAAUUAGAUCGAGAGCUAAGGACCAAAAUAAGAGAGACCUUCAAGGAGUUCUGCCUGCCUCCAAAUACGGAUCCAUGUAAUAAGCUUCCAAUAUAUUCAGGUAAAAUGGAGGAACUUUGUAAGGAUCCAAGUCCAGGACUCAUGUUGGAUUCAGGGAACACGGUGAUGGACAAUAAUCACGUUGGACAAGAUUCCGAAGCUGCCUUCAGUGAUGAAGAGGAAGAUAUGCCUUUGAGGAUAGUAACAAAAUCCGAAGAUGAUACCGAUGUGGAAAUCCCCGAUGUGGGGAGAUACCGAUGUGGAAAGAAGACGAAUUGCGUUGUAAAAAAGGAGGAGAUAACCACACAGUUAAAUCUCAUCAUAGAGCCAGAAGAAUUAAAGACUGCUGUAGAAAGUUUGUUCUCGGAGAAUGAUAACGAAUCAAGAUGCCAGACGAUGGAGAGGAUAGUGCAGAUGGUUGUGGAAGACGAGAUAGAAGCUGAAACGUUACCAGCUUUAGCCACUUGCAUUUCUACUAUUCUCGCAUCACAAAUCACAGCUGAUAUUUUUCCUGCAGACAACCUCAACGAGGAAGCUUUCGCAGACAGUAUAAGCACACCGCUUUUCGUUAUGUUUAGGAAUCAAUUUCAGCUUUGUAAAGAGGAAGAUAACAGGAGAAAACUUCUCGCGAGGGUUUUAGCCGAAAUCCAGUUGAUUCAACCGAGGAUAGGUUAUCUUCUUUUGUAUUUUCUAAAAGUCUGGGGCAGAGAAGAAGAGAAAAGGGAAGGAGAACCAAGUAAUGUUCUGAAUGACGUAAAGGCGUCUGUGUAUAAGGACUUUUGCUCCCAAAGAGAGAAGAAACUGGAGUUGUGUUUAAUAGCCGAUUUAAAGCUCUGUCACGAGGACAACAUAUUCCUAUUGUGUUAUUUAGUACCUGACGUUUAUAGAGGAUUUCAGAAUGUAACUUUGGGGAACGUCCAUCUGUUACAUUUAGUUGUUUCGACUGUCGAUUCGUUUCAAUUACAGGAACUGGUAUGUCAGAUUAUGCAAGGUCAUCUAAAAAUGUUAAAGAAAGAGAACUUUUCAGCACUUCUAACUGCCAGUUUAAACUGGGAAACAUUUGAGCAAUACUGCUUUUGGCAAUUGAUAUUUGCACACGAUUUUCCCAUUGAUUACGUUCUUCCAAUCCUGCCGAAACUCCAAUUUAAGGAAAACGCGGAAGCUCUCAUGUCGAUUUUACUGAUGCUCAAACAAGAAAAGCCAACGUUGGAGCUUUUGAAGCAAUUGUUAUGUCGCCAAAGCGUGAACGGUGACAUGUUUGUCGUAUCGGCACUUCAGUAUUGGUGCAGAGAUUACGAGGAUAAGCUUGGCGAGCUCUUGGCAAAUCUUUUGAGUACGCGAUACCCUGCUACAAGUCCAAAUAAGCGAAAGAGAACUGGUCCAAAGCACAACCAACAGUCAGGUCCACCAACCGGUGAACAGGUUUUGGGCCAUUUGGAUAGAUUACGACAACAUUGUUUAUCCGCUUCGGAGUUACAGUUGUUACACUCAGAAGGCAUCCAGAGAGCUCUUCAGCAAGCACAAGCCGCAAGCAGCGAUUCCUUGAGGAAAAGUUAUGGAGAUCUCUUUGCGCUUGCGGAAGUCAACGAGGAAAAUCAGCCAGCCCCGCCACCAACGAGUUCAACUAGGAAACAUGCGUCUGCGUCGGUUGGGAAGGAAAGUACGGCGAAGGAAAGUUACAGGCGAGCAGGUGCCAGCACGAGAGAAAGAAACGCUUUCAAGAGACAACCUCCUCGAGACAGAAACUCGGAAAGCAGUGAGCAAAGUAGCGAAGAGGAGGAAAUCGUGAAAUCAAAACAAGCGAGAAAGAGAAGAAAGACGACGAAAAAGAUAGAUUCGGAUAGCGAAUGACCAGCCAGUGUCUUCACACGUCACAUGGACCACGUUAAGUGUGCGCAGAGAGCUACGCUAGCCUUAAGUAUAGUAAGAUAAUAUAAUAUACAUUAUAGGUUAUUGUAGGGAAUCUUGUAAAUAAACCGUAUGUCGAAUUCAAGCGCGAAAGUUUAGAGAAUCAAUUACUUCUAUAACUUUGAACAGUCACUCAGAUUUUUUGUCCAGUUCCCUUUUACUUUACUGCCUACGAGAUCUGUCGUUCAAAUAUUUUGAAAAAUAGCACUCGAUCAAACUCAGUAUAAAUUGAAAUCAGUCGAGUGAAGUCUCACAUUUUUUGAUUAGUGGUUUCGUCGUUUUUAUAAGUUUGCCACAUCUGCGAAUUGAACUCAAAAUUAAGUUUGAAUAUCAGCAAUUUUUUAUCAGAGCAUACAAAUCGAAGGUCUCUGUAUUUAUACACACCUUUUACCAUCGAUGUAUUUUGAUUCUUCGUACUUUUCAUGCGGUCGAUCGGGUUGAACGAUGAUAGUUUAUCAUAAUUUUCGGCACAGUAUUUUCAGUUUUUUAAAUAUUUUCUUACAAGUAAACGCUUGUGUAUUUUAAAAAAUUGUUUAAGGGACAUUUGUUUUAAUCUUUUAAAUCCUCUGUAUCAAUAUUAUAAUUUUUUAGAGUUUUAUCUAAAAAUCAAUAAUGAUACAGAUUUUGUAGCAAAUUUUUAUCAAAUAUUUCCAGAGCAGAAAUGAUUUACGUCCUCGAUAUCGGCCCGAUGAACUUUCAUUGUUAAAGUUACGUUUGAAAAAUGGUAUUGUACAGUUUCUGUAAAAUCAGUUAAUCCAGACUGGAUAGUCACGUUAUAUAUUUGAUAGGUUGUAAAUAUGUUAAGAAGACAAACUAGGAACAGCAAAAAAGGGGGAAAUAAUCUCCCGUUGAUUUUUCUUCGAAGUUUGUAUUCUCGCGAAAGUUGGUUUGUCUCGAGUUAAAAUUGAAGCUCGAAAUUUUACUUGGUAGACAGAGAACGAAUGUGCGGAAGAGUGAAUGACAAACGAAUUGUAAGAAUGCGAAUAAAAAUGGAAGGAAACAAAGAAGCGAUCGAUCAGGUUUACUCGGUCGCGAGUCUUUUCUACUUGUGUACAAUAUCGACGAUAUUUGAACAUUUAAAUUCACAAACACGAUAAACUUUAAAAAAACGAUGAAAACUGUCCGCGACACUAAAAACAAAAUGUAAACAUUCAAUGUUUUUAACGAUCUUGUACACACAGAUAUACAUGUAAAUAAGUCAAUACAUGGAUAGAUUAUCGUAAUGCGAGUAUUAACAUUUAAUGUUUUUAACGAUCUUGUACACAGAAUACACAUAACUGUAAAUACAUAGAGAUUACCAAAAAUUAA